AUGGUUUCUAUUUGGUUAAUUCUAGGAUGCGCUUUCUGUUCUCUCGAGAGCGACAUGCUGAGAUACACAAACAAGUUCAGGAACGAGCACAACAUGGAGGAGCUUUAUAGCCUGCCCUCGCUGCAGAAGGCUGCGGACUUGCAAGUGUUGCAUAUGUGCAGAAAGGCCAAGCUUACACACGAUGGGCCUAGCGGACUGGAGUCCAAUCUUGCUGGAAGACUAAAGAAGUUUGACUUUGUUGGACUGAACAUUGGUGAAAACAUUGCCAAGCAGGAGAAUGACGAUUAUAGGGAGGUUGUCAAGCUCUGGAUGAAAUCAGAAAAGCAUAGAAACAACAUUCUUGGGGACUAUGUAUAUUCUGGAGUUGCUACGUGUGUUGGGAAGGACGGCAAUAGAUAUUGGGUUCAGGUGUUUGGAAAGGAUGUCAGCAACACAAAGAUUGCCAAGAUGAGAGACGGGAUGAAGACGUCUACGUCUAAAGGAUGUGACACCCAGUCGAAGGGUGGAGGGCGGCCUGCUAUGGAGAAGAUGCAUGAUAAGAAAGAGGAUUUUGGAGAGGAAGGCUACAUAAUGGUGAUUCCUCCUGAGUACGAGAAGAAGCUGCAAGGGAGUAGAGAAGACUUUGAGGAUGCCUCGGACGAGCGUGGAAGUGGUGAGCCAAUUGCGAACCAAAGGGAUGUAGAAAAUCGUCCUAAUGAAGGAAAGAGGAUACCUGAAAUUGGGUUAGAUAGAAUGAAGUAUCCUGGAUGGAGCUUUAUUAGAAGGCCUAGGUCUAUUUCCCCUCAUGAGCGUGAUAGGAGGAGGGAAGAAAGGGAGCUACUGAGCUUUGGAGAUUAUCUAAUUCCACCGCAUAAUGAAGGAAAGAGCCAGACAAAAGCCGAUGUCCAAAGCACUCCAUACUCAUUAAGCUCUCAGGUCCCUGUUUCUACUGUCAUACAUGAUGCCAAGACCCAGUCUUCGACAAUACCAACAAUUACAUUUGUAUUUAAGGAUCCAGGAAACACUACGAUAGUCCCCGCACUUCAGUCAUUGAUUGAUGCGAUUAAGGGGGCAUCGUCGGAAGUCCCUUCGAGCAGCAAAACUUCUUCCAUGCCUCCAACCUUGUAUUCUUCCUCGAAGACAAGUGCUUCCACCACCCAGCCGCCUGUAUCCAGCAGUGUACAGACGUCCUCUUUUGUAACAAGUAGUAGGAAUGCAAUAUCCACGGUUACGGUUACCACAACGACCCAUGAGUCUGUUACUACUGUUUAUGUGCCGAAGCAUCAGGUCCUGACAACAACGGUGCAAUCUGAUAGAAAAAGCACUGACCAGCCAUCCGGGAGAAAACCAUCCGGCCAAGGAAGUCUUGGAGGAUUGCCAUUAAGACUUCUCGGGGCAAGCGGGGGUGGCAGCAACGGGAUCAUAAGUCCUGUUGUAAGAUUCGAUGGAAAGGACGGCACAGGAAGUGAUGGAGAGGAAGAAGGCCUUGGGUACGGAAAGAUAUGCCAAAACGGCUACAACAAGGAUGGGACAUGUGUGGCUUCAAAGGAGCUUGACAGCUCGAAACUGAAGGACGCCUUGGAAGACCUAGUCCGGAAGGGAAAGAUCCAUCUUCAUAUUGUAUCUGAUGAGGAUUGUGAGGACAAGGAGGGUUGUUACGAAAGUAAGAAUAGAGUCGAUAUAGGAAUUCCGUUUUCCUAUAAACUUUGA
This is a messenger RNA of Encephalitozoon hellem ATCC 50504, 1689 nucleotides long. RefSeq names its product SCP/PR1 domain-containing protein. The coding region runs from base 1 to 1689 and encodes 562 amino acids. Lineage: Eukaryota; Fungi; Microsporidia; Unikaryonidae. The record is from RefSeq and is a predicted model, not a curated record. The transcript has a single exon.